Messenger RNA from Talpa occidentalis (Iberian mole), 4539 nucleotides. RefSeq names its product membrane magnesium transporter 1 (gene MMGT1). NCBI's taxonomy places the organism in Eukaryota, Metazoa, Chordata, Mammalia, Eulipotyphla, Talpidae. The record is from RefSeq and is a predicted model, not a curated record. Gene Ontology annotation, cellular component: EMC complex; early endosome; plasma membrane. The coding region runs from base 228 to 626 and encodes 132 amino acids. The transcript is spliced from 4 exons.
GCGCAGCUUGCCCGCACUGGCCGACCUUGUUCCGUGUCGCUUUCCCUUCUUCCCGGCAUUCCUGUUUCCGGUUUCUCAUGGCUCCUUGGUUUUUCCACCUUUGAGGCACUUCGCGCCCAGGGGUUCGGUGACGUCAUUUCUCUGCGCUGCGCGGACACCCGCGGGUGGAAGAAGGAUCUGCUUCGCCGCCCUUCGCUUCUUUUGUUGGGCUGUUGCUCCUGCAGAUCAUGGCGCCGUCACUGUGGAAGGGACUCGUGGGCAUCGGCCUCUUUGCCCUAGCCCACGCUGCCUUUUCCGCUGCGCAGCAUCGUUCUUAUAUGCGAUUAACAGAAAAGGAAGAUGAAUCACUGCCAAUAGAUAUACUUAUUCAGACACUUCUGGCCUUUGUAGUUACCUGUUAUGGUAUAGUUCUUCAUAUUGCAGGGGAGUUUAAAGACAUGGAUGCCACUUCAGAACUAGAAAAUAAGACAUUUGACACAUUAAGGAAUCACCCAUCAUUUUAUGUAUUUAAUCAUCGUGGUCGAGUACUGUUCCGGCCUUCGGAUACAACAAAUUCUUCAAACCAAGAUGCAUUGUCCUCUAACUCAUCAUUGAAGUUAAGAAAACUUGAAUCACCGCGCCGUUAAGAUUUUUACAAAUUAUAACAAUAGGACAGGACACAGAGCCGGAAUAUUGGAGUUUGGGGUAUAAAACACUCCCCCCAUCAGUAUUUAUAUUGAAAUUUCAGACCUAAUUUUAAAAAGUCCAUGGCCCCCUGUUUGUACACUGUUAAUCAAAUCGUGAAUGCAAUGUAAGUUAUCUGUGAAAUGAGUCUUGAUUUUUCAUAGAGGGAAAUCUUUUCAUUUAAAACAAAGUCACAUGUUUUGUAAAAGUCACUAUUUUAAACACAUUUAUUUGAGAAAUGUUGAUGGUUUUUGCAAUUAUUUAUUUUCUUUGAUUUCUUUUGCACUUCGGUUUUUAGGAUCCUUUUGGAAAUAGUGUGACUACUGCAUUUUGCAGCAUGAAUGACAGUAAAACGGUCUUCAGUUUUUAACAAGUGGACUUCUCUAAAGAGACCGAAAGGGCGACUCAUCUGUUUUUCUUAUGCCCCCUAAAAAGUGGCUCUGCUUCAGCAGAUACUUGCCAGUUUUUAAUUUAUCCCUGCCCCUGCCCUUACCCCGUUCCCAUGUCCCUUCUAACAUCAGUUGUGUUGUUUCAUCACUUCUUUGGGGUUCUGUGUGCAGUGAGCAAUUUUUGUGUCACAGAUUCCUUGUCAUAACAAAUACUUUAACAAACUUAACUUGUAAAGCGACUUGUGUUCCCUUCAUUUAUCUGUAAAAAUGUUCCUUAAUUGAUUAUAUAAGAAUAGUUGAAGAUAGACCAAAAAGACCAUGAUUUAAUUAUCCUGCUUAUAUAGAAGAAUAGUAAUCGCUGAGAAAAAACCGAUUACUUGUCAUUAGUCAGUUUAACUUAUUCAAAGUCUCUUGUUUUAUUGCAUACUAAACUAGUGAAUUAGUAAAAAUAAAGGACACUUGUCAUUAAAGUUCAACUUCAAAGGAAUUGGGCCAAAUAUGUUUUAAAUAUUUGGAACUAAUAUCUUUAAUGUUAAAAGAAUGAAGGUCAUUUAAAACAUUGUUUUGUAGCUUUGGAUUUGAAUCAGGCUUAGAAUUUUCCAUCAUCAUUGUACAAUGUUGAUGGUGAGAAUGAGGAUACAGAGUAGAAAUUGUUUAGAAAUAAUCAUUUUAGUUUUAGGGGAAUUUGGCUAGCUCUUUGAUGUGCAGGGAAGUUUUAACAUUUCUUGGGAGAGAACAUUCUGUUGAAUUGUAUAGGUAUGAAAACAUUGCUUUUUUUCAGACUGUAUAGGUGUAAAGGAAAUAACUAUGCAGAUUUGAAAAGGAAAUGUGCUUUAGGCAAGAGUUGUAAGAAGCCCUUUCACUUGAUGGCUUUUUCCCACUAGAAUUGAGCCUUAGCUCUCCUAUUCUGCUGGGGAGCACAGCCCCAAAGCACAGGGCUUUUACUUGCCGUCAGUUUUGUUCUGCCCACCAGUCUGUCUGUGGAAUGCUGACUCUGCUCUCCAAGGAGAGCACAGUGAGAAAUCUGCUGAGAACCUAGACUGACUUAGAAAUGAGUUAAAAAUGUGAAGUUGGGGGUUAAAGUGGCAAUAAUGGAAUCCAAAUAGUGUGUGAGAAACAAGCUCUUUAUAUCAGGCUUUGAUCAAGACCCUCUUAUUUUCUACUCUUUGGGGGCUGUCUUCCUUUCCCAGUAAGUUUUGAUAAAACUUUAUUGAGAUAGUUGGCAUACUUUACAAUUCACCCAUUUAAAGGGUAUGGUCCAAUGGUUUUGUAAUCUAUUCAGAGUGGUGCCGCCGUGACCACAGUUCACUGGAGAACAUGGCCAUCACCCUCAAAAUAAACUUUGUGCGCUUUAGCAGUCACCUCCCAUGUCCCCGCACCGCCUCCCAGCUCUGGGCACCCACUAAUCUAUGUGUCUAUAGAUUUGCCUAUUCUGGUCAUUUCAUGUUAGCAGAUUUGUACAAUAUCUUUGGUAGCAAAUAUGGUUUUUCUUCUCUGUGGAGUGAGAAUUUCUCCUCUUGAGAACUGUGAUUGCUGUGAAAGGGAGUGGUAGGUAAGAUCCAAAGGUGUAAGGAAGGAUGGUUAGGCCAAUCUUAAAAGCUGACUUUUUCCCUCAUAAUCAGGCAUUCAUGAUAUAUUACUACUUAUAAUGUUUUGGCCAGUCUUGAGAAUGGAUAUUGAAAUCUUUUGCCUGCCCAGUCAGGAAAAUCCUGCUAAAAUGAUGCCAAAUAAUUUGGCAAAUAAUUGAUACAGCACUUUCCAGGCUGGCAGCUUAUAUAUCUCGGGCCAGGUGAGCUUUCCAAAUUUCUUUUUUUCCCCCCAAAUAUCUUUUUAAAUUUCCUCCAGUAAAUUUCUGCUGUCUUUUUCAAGUAUGUAUCAUAGGACUAAAGAUGAUUUGGGUGCAUUGUUAACAGUGCUAAAUGGAUUAAAGAGAGAAUUUUAUUUAUAAUGCUAUGAGACAGUCCAUGGUUGCCGAGGGUGGUCCAAAAAUGUGAUGUGACUAGUUAAGCCUGCAGUUAACCAUGACUUCAGUCACAUUCAGAAGUGUGUACUAUGGAAGGUGCUCUAGAAUAUAGGAAGAAUCACUUUUUAAUUAACCAGGGAACCAGCCAAACGCUAUGGGCUAAUGACCCAGCUGUAGGAAAUGCAGAUCGGUGAAUUGGUGACUGUGAUGUUUUGUAACUCCCUAAUGAUUGUUUCCUAAGUAUUGUGGCUUAUUUUUGAGUGGCAUGACAGCAUCUUCCUGGUUGUAUGUGGCCUGUUUCCAUGAUGUAUUGAGUAGUGUUGUUUGUUGUGAGCAUCGAUGCCUGUAACACCAAGCUAAACACAUUUUUUUGGAUAUGUUUCCUUCUUUAAAUGACCUUGCCCUGUCCAAUAAAUAAAUGAUUGUCUCACCCUGUUUUUGGUAGUGGUUUUUUUUUUUUUUACUUUUAAUCAUAUUUUCUUCUGCUUCUCUGCCCCCAGAAAAAUGUAACAGCUAAUUUUAUGACUAUGAUGCUGUUCUACAGUAGAUGCUUUAACUUUUAUCAUACAAGUAAAGUCUUAUUGCACUUCUAUGUUUUUUAGAGUUGAAAUAGAAUGUGUUAAUUUCAUUUAUAUAUAAUUAUCAAAUGCCCUUUGGGGUUUAAGAAUUUUGGUCCUCCGGCAGCGGUGUCUAAUUAGUCCAUCGUAAGUUUGUUAUAUGGCCAAAUUGCUGUUACCAAAUGUCAUGUAUUUAAUAGCAUUAGGGGACAGAUGUUUAGUAAAAAUCAAAGGGUUUUAGUUUGUAAACUUGGCAUUUCAGAAUUGUGGGAAAAUAGUUCUACCAGUAUUCAAACCUACCUAGGGAUAUCAUAAACUAACGUAUCAGUAAAGUAUUCUUGAAAAAGGAAAAAAAAAGGUGAUAUAUGCACAUGGCAAAAAAAAAAAAAAGAUGGUACAGAAAGGAGUGAUGUUAAAAUUUGCCCCCUUCCCUCCCUAAUGCCCCCCACUCCACAGGUAAUCAGGUUAAAGUGUCUUGCAUAGUCUUUCAGGGAAAAAAUUAGCUAGCAAAUACGUAGUUAAAAAAUUUUUCACAUUAAUGAAAUCAAACUAUACAUUCUCUGUACCUUGCUUUUUUGCUGUGUCUUAAAUCCUUACAUAUCCAUAUAUACAGAAGUAUCUCAUUCUUUUUCAUGACUGUGUGGUAUUCCAUUGUAUGAAUGUGUUAUAAAUGUUUCAACAUUGAUGGGCUUUCGGAUUAUUUCCAACAUUUUCUUAUUGCUGAACCAUAUUGCAGCAAACUUAUUUGUACAUAUCAAGAGAUUGCACUACAGGGUUAAUUCUUAGCAAUAGAAUUGCUGGUUCAAAGAAUAUUUUUCAUUUUCAGUUCAGUCACUAUUGCCAAAUUAUUCUCCAGAAUUCUUUGCCCAGUUACACUGCAUAUAAUGUAUAAUAAGAAUGAUUAUCAGGCCCAUACCAAUACUGAGUACUAAACUUAAAAUUUUGAUAAUCUGAAAGUGAAAAAAAA